Molecule: messenger RNA, 3156 nt
Organism: Seminavis robusta
Lineage: Eukaryota; Bacillariophyta; Bacillariophyceae; Naviculales; Naviculaceae
Source: the annotation of a GenBank genome assembly
AUGCUAGCAACAAUCCCUGAUGCAGCCGAGCCGCAACAGGUGCCUCCCACCACCCAACACAAUGACGACAAAGUCUCUGGUGUGAUCGGUGGCUGUGUCUCUUGUUGGAAACGAGCGACAGGGUUUCUACACUUGGGGAUUACCAAUUCUGUCAUCGCUUUCAGUCUCUUAGCAGCUCGGAACCCCAAGAGGUGCAUUGGCCUUGUCUGCCUGCUAUCCAUUGCCUUGAUAACCACUGGCGUAUAUACCAAUAUGGAAGUGAGCACGGACGAUGAACAAGUUUAUGCUCCGGUCAAAAGCCUGUUGAGAGAUCGCUAUAAGUGGGUGGACGAAACAUAUCCUGUCUUUUGGCGGCCACUCAUGAUGAUUGUGCACGCCAAUGGGGAUAAUGUCAUGACCUAUGAAGCCAUGAGACGACUAAUGGAAGCCACCAACCAGGUCCAAGCUUUGGAUCGUUACGAGACCAUGUGCGCUGGCUCUGAUGGAACCAAUAGUGGCUGUGGUAUCCCUGGUCCUACUAGGUUCUGGCAACAUAAUAUGACAUUGUUCGAAAAGCAGACACAGGGGUCUGAUGAGGUGGUGAUGCAGACUCUAUCCCAAGAAUUUUUGGAUGGAGUUCCCUUCCCACACAGCUUGUUCAUUGGGAAUAUACAGCGAGAAGAAAUCACAGGCAAAGAGGGGGGGAAUGCCACGGCUCUCAUCACAUCGGCUCAAUCCUUGUUCACUAUGAUUGAAUUCCCAUACUGGCCCAAUGGAGAAAGCCAGGAGUUUGAGCUGGAAAUGAUCAAUCUACUGAAACCCAUGAAAGACGACUGGGCAGCUCAGGGAGAAGACCAGCCUUACCGACUAGAGUUUUACGCUCUUAGAACCCUACCGGAUGAGCUCACUCGAGCCAUUGAAAGUGAUAUUCCCUUGAUUCCUUGUGUCUUUGCCGUCAUGGCAGCAUUCACGUGCAUGGUUUUUUGCCGCAGAGAUGUCAUCCAAUCGCGGGCACUGCUGGGCAUCGGGUCAGUGGUCACGAUUCUGCUGUCUAUCAUGAGUGGCUUUGGGCUGAUGUUUAUCAUAGGGCUGCCUUUUACUAGCAUGACAACAAUCCUUCCAUUUGCCAUUUUUGGGAUUGGACUAGACGACACAUUUAUUAUUGUUGGGGCAUACCUGAGGACAGACCCUGCCAAAGAUCCUGUUGAGCGGAUUCGAGAAACCAUGGAAGAGGUUGGAGUGAGCAUAUCCUUGACAACAAUCACAACUACCGUGGCAUUUGUAAUGGGGGCAUUGACAUCCAGCAUCCCCAUCAUUCAAUGGCUGUGCCUCUAUGCAUUUCCAACCAUCUGUAUUGAUUUCCUGUAUCAGAUAUCCUUCUUUGUUGCCAUCUUGGUAUUGGAUGAACGGCGAAUUGCAGCAAAUCGAAGAGGCUGCUGUGUGUGUUUCCGUGUCAGCAAAAGGGGCAAAGCAGACACGGAUGGAUUGGAUGAGGAUGUCCCGCAGGUAGCCGUCCCCAUCAAAGCACCGGUGGUUGACCGGUUCAUGGCAUGGUACUGCGAACAUCUGUUCCACCCUAUCAUAAAGGUGUUUGUCAUGAUUGCCUUUGCAGCCUUGCUCAGUGUCUGCAUUUACAGCACGACCCUUCUCGAACAAGAGUUCAAGCCAGCCGAAUUUCUGCCUGAUGGGUCUUAUGCAUUCGCCUUCAUUGAUUCUUUGAACAUGUAUACCAAUCGCAAAAUGGGAAUCUUUGCUUUCUUUCGGGAUAUUGAUCAGUCUGACCCACAAGUUCAACAGCAAAUGAUUGACUACCUUCACGAUCUAGGGGAGCUUCCUCAGGUCAAUGCCAAGGGUACACCGGAUCUCUGCUGGGUCACAGACUUUCAAAAGAUAUUGAAUGGGGAUGACCCAGCCUUGGAAGCGUACUCAUCCCUACUUGGGGAAAACAGCACUCUGACAUUCACAGAGAAACUGGAUUUCCUGCUGAGUUUUCCAGAAAUCAAUCAAGCAUAUGGGAAUAGUAUUGUGCGAAAUGAGGAUGGAGAAAUCGUGGCGUCUAAUUGUUGGGUUGCUGUCAACUAUCUUGACAUGGACGUGGUCCAGGAACAGAUUACCUUCCUCGCUGACCAGCAAAAGGUUACAGCGGCACAACCUAUCAAUCAAGGCGAUGAAAGAUACAAGUUCUUUGCAUUUGAUAUUGUCUAUUUCAUCUGGGAAUUCUACUCUGUUGUGGUCAAAGAGCUCACCUUCACCACAGUUUCGGGUAUCGUGGCAGUUACUGUAAUUGCCUUCAUCCUCAUCCCGCACUGGUCUGCGGCACUUUUUGUGUUCCCUUUGAUGUGCAUGCUGUACAUAGACUUAUUGGGGAUACUCCAGUUUGCAGGGCUCUCUGUCAACCCCUUGACCUACAUAUGCCUUGUGAUCUCUGUGGGUCUCUUGGUGGACUUUAUCAUGCACAUGAUCCUCCGUUACUACGAGUCCAGAAUGCCCACUCGCGAGGAAAAGGUCAAGGAUACACUGAGAACAAUGGGGUCUUCCAUUCUGGUUGGUGGUCUCUCUACCUGUCUGGGUGUUUCCCUGUUGGCAUUCAGCAGCGGUGGACUCAUUCAGACAGUCUUCAUUAUGUUCAUCGCCAUGGUUUCUGUGGGUCUUGCACAUGGUUUGAUUCUGUUGCCAGUGAUCUUAUCAUAUGUGGGGCCAACUGUAUGCAUCAAGCCUGACCACUGUGAAGGUGACAAUCAGUGGGAGACUCCAGAUGAUGAUGACGACGACGACGACGAGAAGAACACGGAACUGUCUCCAGAGGAUGGUGCAAUGUCGAAAUCGAACGUUGCUGAUCGUCCAGAACCGAUCGAUUGGCUAGCUCUCUGCACGCCCGCAACUACGGAAGACGAGUCAGACACUAGCACUCCAGGAUUUGUUACAGAAGUGGAAGAGCCAGCAAGCAGCAUGCCUGGAACCCCAAAAGAGGCGCCACCACAAGACGUCCUGGAAGCCAACGGCACGCCAGAAAGUCCCCCCAAGGCAGCUAACGAGGACGACUGUGGCGAAGACGAGGACGAGACAAGGAUUGUCGCCACUUCCACGGAAGAUGUCAUGAUAACAACCUGCUGCGACGCAUCAUUUGGAACGCAGUACGGUGUGAAGCUAGCUAGGGCUGCAGCUGCUAGUAGGUAG